GCGCCAUAUGUCUCCUUCAUUGUGCCCUGUCCCACCUUACAGACAUUGCUAAACUAAGCUAGCUGUCAAUCCACUCAGCAGCAUCACGCCAGGGACACGCCAGGCUCUGCAGAUUCCCCUUCCAAACACAUUAGCAACGCACAAUGGCUGUCCCUCCUUCAUACUCAGACUUGGGCAAGUCUGCCAAGGAUAUAUUCAGCAAGGGCUACGGCUUUGGAGUUGUGAAGCUGGACCUAAAGACCAAAUCACAAAGUGGAGUGAUGGAGUUCAACACAUCUGGCUCCAGUAACACAGACACAGGGAAGGCUGCAGGAAGCCUGGAGACCAAAUACAAGAUGAAGGAGCUGGGUCUGACCUUCAACCAGAAGUGGAACACGGAUAACACACUGGCUACCGAGGUCACUGUGGAGGACCAGCUGACUGAAGGACUGAAGGUUGCUCUGGAUACGUCUUUUGUACCAAACACAGGUAAGAAGAGUGGAAAGCUGAAGACGGCCUACAAGCGUGAAUUUGUGAACCUGGGCUGUGACGUGGACUUUGAGGGUCCCAUCAUCCACGCCGCUGCUGUGUUGGGCUACGAGGGCUGGCUGGCCGGCUACCAGAUGGCCUUCGACACGGCCAAGUCCAAACUGGCCCAGAACAACUUUGCUCUGGGAUACAGGGCUGGGGACUUCCAGCUGCACACCAACGUUAACGAUGGGACCGAGUUCGGCGGCUCCAUCUACCAGAAGGUGAACGACGAGCUGGAGACAGCGGUCACUCUGGCCUGGACCGCCGGCAGUAACAACACUCGCUUCGGCAUCGCUGCCAAAUACAAGCUGGAUAAAGACGCCUCUCUGUCUGCCAAAGUCAACAACGCCAGUCUGAUUGGAGUAGGCUACACCCAGAGCCUCCGGCCAGGUGUGAAGGUCACCCUCUCAGCUCUGAUCGACGGGAAGAACUUCAACGCCGGCGGACACAAAGUCGGGAUGGGCUUCGAGCUGGAGGCAUAAAGGAACAAAGAAGGAAACAAACCCCUGAACUACACCGCCACACACUCCUGUUCCUCCUCACACACAGUCCACCACGUCAAGUAGCCUGUUCCCCCCCCCCCCUCACCCCGCACACAGUUCAUGAGCAUUUCUGACAGUAAUAGUUGAGCCUCAGCAUCAUGCUUAAACACACCCGUUGUGAAGUUGUUCCUGAAACUGACGGCGUAUACUUGUGGAUAAUAACCAUUUUUAUGGUCAUUGAAGUGACAUUAUUUAUUUCCCUGUAGGUCUUUGGAUGAAGUAGUCGUUGGUGUAAAUGUGUGUCGCUUCUGUAUUCGGUUGUUUCCUGCCUUCCUAAAAGCAUGUCGGAAUUAAAACAUGGAUGCAGAGCCGAAAGCUUAUUUGCUUGGUCAAAAAAAAAGAUGCUGGGUGUCUGUUUGCUCUUUAGUGUUUUAUUGGUUUGAGCACUUUUGGCUGUGUUGUUACAAUCUGUGGACUAUUUAAUCCA
This is a messenger RNA of Cottoperca gobio, 1479 nucleotides long. RefSeq names its product voltage-dependent anion-selective channel protein 2. The coding region runs from base 144 to 992 and encodes 282 amino acids. Gene Ontology annotation, biological process: monoatomic anion transmembrane transport. The record is from RefSeq and is a predicted model, not a curated record. NCBI's taxonomy places the organism in Eukaryota, Metazoa, Chordata, Actinopteri, Perciformes, Bovichtidae. Gene Ontology annotation, molecular function: voltage-gated monoatomic anion channel activity. Gene Ontology annotation, cellular component: mitochondrial outer membrane. The transcript has 10 exons.